GAAGUUACUCACCGGCCGGUUUGAAUCAAGCAGCGCCGUCGUGUUCGCUAAAGUUUUUGUUUGUUUCUCUUCAAUUGGGUUACCACGAUGUCUGAGCGUAGAAGAUGGGAAACACUGCAGGCGCUCAAAAACUCUCCGAAGGGAAAAAUCCGCUUCGAUCCCUUCUGGUCCGAGCGCGGCGAGGACAUCAUGAUGGGAUGCAAAGAGGUCCUCAUCCUGUCCCCUCAGUCAGAGACCACGCUCAAGCGCCUCAGCAGCUUGAGUAACCAAAGAAGCAGCUCUCAGGGUCUCAGCUCGGGCAAGUCUCGCCCAGGACUCUCCGAAGAAAUCACAGAUUCUCUCAGCUCCCUCACCCCCUCGUCAGACGUGUCUGUGAAGAAUAACACUCUGACCGUCACCGUGUCGGAACAGUCUUGUCGGCAUAUAGUGCUGGAGCCCCAUGAUGACCCAGAUGUCCCUGAACUCAGCAGUCCUUCACCGCCACCCGUCAUCUCUCUGAUGUCUCCGAAAUCCAUGCAGACAACUGGACGGAUCCUCAUAUUUGAGGAGGAGCAGAGAGCGAAAGCGAAGAUGGCGCUCCAAAGGCGACAGGAGCUCCAGGAGAAGCUAGUGGCCGCAGUGGCGACCAGCGAGUCUGAGCAGCUGAAACGUUUUGAGGAGUUUAUGGAGCUGAAGCAGCGGCAGGAGUUUGAGAGCAUGAGAGACAUGAUGGACAAAGAGACCAAAGAGAGUCUGGGGCGCCAGGAGAAGCUGAAGGAGGAGCACCGACACCGGAUGAAGAUUCUGAACCUGAGGCUGCGUGAGGCUGAGCAGCAGCGUCUGCGCGAAGCUGAGCUAGAGAGGCAGCGGCAGGUGGAGGGUCGCGAGCGGCUGAGGAACCUCAAUACUAUCCAGGAGGAGAUCCUGCAGCUCAACCAGCUGCUGGAGCCCACCGCCAGCAGCCAGCUGCCGCAGGAGAGCCUGGCCGCAUUCAGCUGCCGCGGUAACCAGCUCUGCUCGCAAGUGUCGGAGGUGGUCCGGAAGACCACCAAGGGAGACUUCCCCAGCGUGGACGACAUGACAGUGGCGGAGAGAGCACUGCACCAGAUGAGGGCGCUGAUCCGGAGCAUGCAGGAGGAGGUGGCCCAGGCGCAGGAGGAGAAGAAGAAAAAGGAGCAGCAGGCAGAGGAGCGCAGGAAGCAGGAGGAGCUUCAGACCCAGCAGGAGGCCCAGAAAGAAGCAGCGAGGGUGGCAAAGGAGAAGGCUCAGAAGAAAGGCCUGCAGACCAACGCUGAGCUGAGCACGCUGCAGUGGCUGCAGAAGCUCCAGGAGUCAUCGGACCUCUGUUGUCAGUCCUUCCAGCAGCUCAGCUCUCCAAGCGACACUCAGACCAAGAAGCUGAAGCUGGAGCUGCAGAAAGCAGCCACCAUCCCGGUCAGCCAGAUCUCCAGCAACUCGGGCUCCGAGCUGCGCAAGGUCUUCGAGAAGAUCGACCGGCUUCUGUCGGGUCAGCAGGUGUCGUCCGUCAGCACCUCGCAGCACCCGCAGGCCCGGGACUUCGUCUGCUACAAGCUGGCUGAGAAGUUUGUGAGACAAGGAGAGGAGGAAGUGGCGUCUCACCAUGAAGCUGCCUUCCCCAUCGCCAUCGUAGCGUCAGGCAUCUGGGAGUUGCACCCCCAAUUUGGCGACCUGCUCUUGGCCCACCUGCACAAAAAGUGCCCCUACGCUGUGCCUCACUACCCCCCGAUGAAGGAGGGCACGUCGGUGGAGGACUACCAGAGACUUCUAGGGUACCGUGUGGAUGACUGCGGGGUCGAAGGUCAGGACAGCUUCCUUAAGAGGAUGUCCGGAAUGAUCCGCCUGUAUGCAGCCUUGAUCCAGCUGAGGUGGCCGUACGGCGCCAAGCACUCGGAGCCGCCUCAUGGCCUGAACAAUGGCUGGCGCUGGCUCGCUCAAACGUUGAACAUGGAGCCGCUGGCUGACAUCACGGCGACGCUGCUCUACGACUUCCUGGAGGUGUGCGGGAACGCUCUGAUGAAACUGUACCAGGCCCAGUUCUGGAAGCUUCUGCUGCUGCUCAAGGACGAAUUCUUCCCACGGAUCGAGGCAGUGACCAGCAGCGGUCAGAUGGGCUCGGUCAUGAGGCUCAAACAGUUUUUGGAGACGUCGCUGCGCAAUCGACAGAUCCGACCCCCAAAAGGUCUGCUGGGCCCUGAGUUCUGGAGGACCUGAGGCCCGUCACUGGAGUGGACCUGAACCGCUGCUGUCCGUCAGGAGAUAUUUAUUUUAGGAUCUUACAGACUUAUAACAGAGCUCUAUUUUUUCACUCUGUGAGUUGCUGCAAUGGCAACAGACAUGAAAUGUUUAGGAACCAUUUUGGGUCAACCUGGACAUGAACAUUUUUGGCUGAUGCCAUUUCAUACUUUUGUGGAUGAAGAUUUGUGUCCGCUUUUCAGCGUGAGUCAGCAGUUUCUCAGCAGAUUAAGGUUUUCAAAACAAUGUGAUGAGCUGCUGAGUUGUUUCUCUUCAGAAUCAUGGGAGGAAAUAAAAUGUUCAUGCUUGA
Molecule: messenger RNA, 2542 nt
Organism: Synchiropus splendidus (mandarinfish)
Lineage: Eukaryota; Metazoa; Chordata; Actinopteri; Syngnathiformes; Callionymidae
Gene: gle1
Product: GLE1 RNA export mediator
Exons: 15
Coding region: 88-2211 (707 amino acids)
Biological process (GO): regulation of translational initiation; regulation of translational termination; poly(A)+ mRNA export from nucleus
Cellular component (GO): nuclear pore; nuclear pore cytoplasmic filaments; cytoplasm
Molecular function (GO): phospholipid binding; inositol hexakisphosphate binding; translation initiation factor binding
Source: RefSeq, a predicted model, not a curated record